Effrenium voratum is the source of this 450-nucleotide messenger RNA. Lineage: Eukaryota; Dinophyceae; Suessiales; Symbiodiniaceae. The record is from the annotation of a GenBank genome assembly.
AUGAAAGUAGAGGACACCUACAAGGUGCCAGAGAGUGGCUUCCUCUUUACCAGCCGCAAGAACGCCAAGAAUGACCACGUCCACUAUCACGCCGUCUACAGCCAUAUCAAGAAGCAGGCCCCUUUGUUCCUGCAACACCUCAGGGACAACAACAAGAAUUGGCAACAGGAAUACGCCAAACUCCGACCACAUUCUGGCCGAGCAACUCUCAUCACCGAAUUGAUGGGCGAGGGCUUAAGCACAGCCAUGAGCAUGAAGUUCGCGAGACAUGCGCCUGGGAGCGUAAAAGUGCAUCUGCGAUAUGGGCAGCUGACCUUGAAGGACGUCAAAAGGGCCGUUGAUGAGAUUGACAUCCCCAACAAGCCCUCCAAUUGGUCGAAGUUGCCCACAAAGAAGCUCAAGGCAGCGCGGGCGGAUAUUGACCGCGAGCUCAAGAAGCGUGGUCAGUGA